Candoia aspera is the source of this 1790-nucleotide messenger RNA. RefSeq names its product NHERF family PDZ scaffold protein 4 (gene NHERF4). Gene Ontology annotation, molecular function: signaling receptor binding; protein-membrane adaptor activity. Lineage: Eukaryota; Metazoa; Chordata; Lepidosauria; Squamata; Candoiidae. The record is from RefSeq and is a predicted model, not a curated record. The transcript has 10 exons. Gene Ontology annotation, biological process: protein localization to plasma membrane. Gene Ontology annotation, cellular component: apical plasma membrane. The coding region runs from base 155 to 1426 and encodes 423 amino acids.
GCAGGAAUGAAAAAGCUGUUUUCCACACCCUGCUUGACUCCAGGGGAGAGGGAAGCAACGCUGAGAAAAAGUCUCUUGUGCUGUUUAAAUAUUAAACGUCUCAGGUUAAGCUGCCACCUCACGCUGGACCUUGGACUUCAUAGUGGGAGCAGACAUGAAGGAGAAAAAGGGGCUCCGGGACACCACAGAGGCAACCAUGAAAUUUGAAUUUAACCCAAAAGAAGGAAUCGAUAAUCCCGCUUUAUCCCUGGCAGAGGAUUCUGAACCAGAACAGGCUUCCCAGCUACGCUUCUGCUUCCUGAAGAAAGAAGGUAGUGAGAACUUGGGAUUCUGGCUGCGCCAGGAGGCUGGAGGGAAGAGCCCCAUGGUUCAGAAGGUGACGCCGGGAGGGCUGGCCUACCGCAGAGGCCUCCGGGUUGGAGACAGGAUCCUCGAGGUCAACGGUGUUAAUAUUGAAGGCAUGGAAUAUCUUCGGGUGAUUUGGAAGAUCAAGAGCAGCGCGAAGCAAGUCUUGCUCACUGUUCUGGAAGGGAACGCCUAUGAAGUAGCCAAAGCCCUCAACCGGGAUCUUGACCAGCUCUUGUCCAGUUACAGCAGGCCGCGCCUGUGCUGCAUUUCCAAAGGCCCCAACAGCUUCGGCUUCAACACGUCAGCUCCAGAAGGUGUGACCGGCAUAUUCCAACUCUCUGUGCUGCAGGAUGGGCCAGCUCAUAAAGCAGGUGUGCUGCAUGGUUCCUGGCUGGUGGAGCUCAACGGCGUCAGUGUUAAGAAUUGGACUAUUGCACAACUCAACCAAAAGCUCAAACAGAGCAGCAGCCCCAUGGGACUCCUGGUGAUUGGCAGCCGGUCGGAAGAGGCUUACCGGCAGUGCGGCGUUAAAGUUACAGCUGCUCUGGCUGAUGCCUCCUGGGUUCCGUUCCAAGUGAGGAAGCUCCAGAUGAUGCGAGAGGAAGAUGGAUAUGGAUUCUUGAUGAAAGAAGAAAGAUCUAGCUCUGGGAAGAGGGCCCAAUUUCUGAGAGAGGUGGAUGCUGGGCUACCAGCUGAGAAGGCAGGGAUGAGAGAAGGCGACUGCCUCCUGGCCGUGAAUGGCGAGAUUGUUGAAGACCUCGACCACCAGGAGGUGGUGUCGAGGAUCCGUGCUGACCACCAACGAGUGACUCUGUUGGUCAUUGACUCAGAAGGAAGCAAGUUCUAUGAUAAGGUCGGAGUAUCUCCUUUAGUUUUCUAUGAUGAUGAAGACUCCCCAUCAAGCUUUCUGACCACACAUGGUUCUACUUCUCCCAGCAUCCUUCAGGAAAAAUGGUGUCCCGCUUUGACACCUUAUCACUGUCAGAUCUCUAGCAAUGCAGCCCCACCGGGCCAACCUGACCCUACUCCAUGGACCUUCACCAGAGAGGACCACGAUGGGUUCAGCCAGGCAUUCUAGAGUGCACCCUGAUUGCUCCUGGGUCUCUGUGGAAAAAGUGAGCAUCUUUGCACAAAUUUCCAGCACUGCAAGUUGACCUCACCUCCCCAGGCCAACUUUUCCAAUCCCUCUCUUGCCUCACGUGUCAGUCUGCCUCGGCACUCCAAAUGAUUCCUGCAGAACUUGGCAAGCGGGCCAAAGAUUCAAAGCAGAGCAUGAUCAGAGAUGGAAUACAUGAGUCAGGCCAUCGUGUGGGAGUUCCUCUGGGUAAUUUUUUUUUUAAAAAUGAAGAGGCUGGAAAUAUUGCAAUACAAGGAUGGCCCUCAUCCAUUGAGUUUUGUGGAAGGGCAGCUAAUAUAGCAGGCCUGAAACUGAUACCGUGCUC